This is a messenger RNA of Fonsecaea nubica, 990 nucleotides long. RefSeq lists its product as hypothetical. The coding region runs from base 1 to 990 and encodes 329 amino acids. The record is from RefSeq and is a predicted model, not a curated record. NCBI's taxonomy places the organism in Eukaryota, Fungi, Ascomycota, Eurotiomycetes, Chaetothyriales, Herpotrichiellaceae. The transcript has a single exon.
AUGACGCUGAUGGAGUCCCCAAGCCUGGCGAUCCAGUAUCGAAACCGCCCGAGACGAAGCCGGUUCGCUGGACUCUUUGCCGAAUUGGCGUUUCGGGCACAAGAGAGGAGGAGCGCAAGCCGCGGCGGUGGUGCAGAAGCGGGUGUCCCUGCGAAGGAGCUCUCUGUGUCUGCGGCGACAACCGACAGUCACAUCAUCCCCGUCAUGUCUCAGACUCAGGCUCAGGCUCAAUUUCGUGGCCAUUCGACGGCGAUAGAGGCACGUGUAUUCUGCGCCGAUGAUGGAGACGACAGCCCGAUCCCGGAGGAGUAUCGUGAUCUCAACGAGCCUCAGGAUGCUGGUAUAAUGAGGCAGUCUUCGUCAUCCUUUUCCUCACCACCAAGUCAGAACAACUGGGAGAUUGAAAGUUCGAUCUCUUCUUUUCGCGCCUCUACUCCAGCUUCCCCGAUGUCCAGCAGAGCCGCAGGUGCGAGUAUCGUCGAACACUCCCUUGCCCGAACAGGUCCUUGUCCGUUUGAAAGUGGACAUCAACAAGCACCCUUGUUGCCGAAUUCUUGGCUGCACGACGACAUCAGGACCAGCGAAGCCACAGCCUCAGGGAUAGAGACAGAGUUUCCCACCCUCCAAUACGCAACAUGGGGGCCGGCAGGGCACUGGGGUGACAGGUGGCAGCCACAAAUUCUGACGACAACGCUGAAACACGCAUAUCUGCACGAGCAUCAGCACGACCAGCCCAGCAGUGAUAUCCGUGGGAAGGGCGUGAGCGCGGCCUCGACUGCUGCUGCCAGAGCGCAAGGUCAGACUGCAACAUUCAGCAUCGUUCCAAUGCCAUCACCACAGACAUCCUUCAAAUGCGCCAUCACUCCACUCACACCUCCGUGCAGCACAUUGAGCCCGAUGCCUCACCACUGGAACCGCAGAGCUGGUGUCAGAAGACGUGGAUAUGGCUCGCAUCUCCAACCGGUCGUCGGACAUGUUACCACCGUGUAG